This is a messenger RNA of Scomber japonicus (chub mackerel), 3602 nucleotides long. Its product is annotated as atrial natriuretic peptide receptor 1-like. Gene Ontology annotation, cellular component: membrane. Gene Ontology annotation, biological process: intracellular signal transduction; receptor guanylyl cyclase signaling pathway; protein phosphorylation. The record is from RefSeq and is a predicted model, not a curated record. NCBI's taxonomy places the organism in Eukaryota, Metazoa, Chordata, Actinopteri, Scombriformes, Scombridae. Bases 135 to 3344 code for a protein of 1069 amino acids. Gene Ontology annotation, molecular function: peptide receptor activity; guanylate cyclase activity; ATP binding. The transcript has 22 exons.
CAUGGCUGGAUAACUUGUCCCGAUUCAAGUCAACACAACUUACCGACACCAUGAAGAGGAAAUCAGACACCCGCUAAGUUCACUGGGAUAAAUUAUUUAGCUGUGGUGGAAGUGGACUACCUGCUGGGCAGAGGAUGGCCUGCUGGAAGGAGGGCGCCACUCUCUUGCUGUGUCUGCUGGUUUUACAUGACCUGCAGCCGACUAGCGGGCGAUCACCUCGAAACAGCAGCUUGAAGCGCCAAACUCGAGGGCACCAUGAACACCGAUCGCACCGUAACAUCACGCUGGCCAUCAUCUUACCACAGACCAACACAGCUUACCCAUGGGCUUGGCCUCGCAUCGGUCCCGCCUUGGAGCGCGCUGUUAAAACUGUGAAUGCCGACCCCACCUUACUCCCCGAUCACCACCUCACCUACGCCUUCAAGAACAGCGAAGACAAAAAUGGCAUCUGCUCCGAGUCCAUCGCCCCGCUCGUGGCCGUGGACCUCAAACUCGUCUACGACCCUUGGGCUUUCAUCGGGCCUGGCUGCUCCUACACUUCCUCCCCUGUUGGCCUGUUCACCACCCACUGGGAUGUUCCCAUGAUUACGGCGGGUGCCCCAGCUGUGGCUUUUUACGGUGGAGUAUACCCGUCCCUCACCAACACAGGGCCAACCCACAAGAAGCUCGGGAGGUUUGCCCUGAGGAUCUGCGAGCACUUUGGGUGGCGGGAACACGUGAUGCUCAUGUUCAACGACAACAAGAUGGACGACCGGCCUUGUUACUUCGCCGUGGAGGGUUUAUACACGGAGCUGAAGAGCAUCAACAUCACCCUCGUGGACCGGGUGUUCGAGGAGAACAAGCCGCCAAUCAACUACUCCGAAAUCCUCUCUGAGAUCCAGAAUGAUGGAAGAGUGAUGUUCGUCUGCUGCUCGCCGGACGUCUUCAGGAAGUUGAUGGUCCACUUCCGGCGGGCGGAUCUUCCUCACGAGCAGUACGUGUUCUUCUACAUCGACGUGUUCGGAGAAAGCCUGAACUCUAAGAACGGGCAGCCGUGGGCCCGCGGGGAUGAGGACGACGCCAUCGCUAAGGAAGCCUUCCAGAGCGUGAAGAUCCUGACGUACCGAGAGCCUCAGAACCCUGAGUACACAGAGUUCGUCAGCAACUUGAAGACGGACGCCCGGAAAAUGUUCAACUACACCAUCGAGGACUCGCUGAUGAACAUCAUUGCCGGAGGUUUCUAUGACGGUCUGAUGCUCUACACUCACGCUCUGAACGAGACCAUGACCACGUCCGACGGUCGACCGCCGGGCAAAGUCGUCACCAAGAGGAUGUGGAACCGAACCUUCCACGGUGUAACAGGGAAAGUUCACCUGGACGAGAACGGAGACAGAGAGACAGACUUUGCCUUAUGGGACAUGAUGGAUACAAACAGCAGCACCUUCGAGAUCGUUUUGGUGUACAACAGUUCGGAGGAGAAGCUGACUGCCAUCCCUGGAACAACGCUGCAGUGGCCCGGUGGAGUUUGCCCCCCUGAUGUUCCUUUCUGCGGCUUCAAGAACGAAAACCCUGUCUGCUUGGCAAAAACCAUCACCAUCCACCAGAUGGUCUCCAUCGUGCUCUUCUUCAUCUUCACCAUGACACUCACCAUCACCAUCUUCGUCUACAGGAGGAUGAAGCUGGAGAGAGAGCUCGUUGCUCAGCUCUGGAGGAUUUGCUGGGACGACAUCAACAUGAGCAAUGUGGCCAAAGUGCUGCGCAGUGGCAGCAGGAUCACACUGUCACUGAGAGGAUCUAACUACGGCUCCCUGAUGACUGGAGAUGGAAACCUGCAAGUUUUUGCAAAGACUGGAUAUUACAAAGGAAACAUCGUGGCCAUUAAAUACUCCAACAGGAAACGCAUCGAGCUCAACAGGAAGGUCCUGUUUGAACUCAAACAUAUGAGAGACGUUCAGAACGAACAUCUGACCAGAUUCAUCGGUUCGUGCAUCGAUCCUCCGAACAUCUGCAUCAUCACAGAGUACUGUCCAAGAGGAAGUCUGCAGGACAUUUUGGAGAAUGACAGCAUCACUCUGGACUGGAUGUUUAAAUAUUCUCUCAUCAACGACAUCGUGAAGGGCAUGGUCUUCCUCCACAACAGUGUCAUCUUCUCUCACGGGAAACUCAAGUCAUCAAACUGUGUUGUGGACAACCGCUUCGUCCUGAAGAUCACAGAUUACGGUCUGAGCAGCUUUCGGUCUGACAGCGACUCGGUCAAAGACGCUCACGCCUACUACGCCCAGCGGUUGUGGAUGGCUCCGGAGCUGCUGAGGAUGGAGUCUCCUCUUCCUCAGGGAACUCAGAAAGGAGAUGUGUACAGCUUUGGCAUCAUCCUCCAGGAGGUGGCGCUGCGCCGAGGAGCCUUCUACCUGGAGGGAGAGCCUCUCAGUCCUAAAGAGAUCGUGGACCGGGUGAUUUUGGGCGAGUGGCCCUGCCUGAGGCCGACCACGGACACGCAGAGUCACAGUCCUGAACUGGGUCAGCUGAUGCAGCGCUGCUGGGCCGAGGAGCCGACAGAGAGACCUGAGUUCAACCACAUCUGUCUGCUGCUGCGCAAACAGAACAAGGAGUCGAGGACUAACAUCCUGGACAACCUGCUGUCUCGUAUGGAGCAGUACGCCAACAACCUGGAGGAGCUGGUGGAGGAACGAACUCAAGCUUAUCAUGAAGAGAAACGCAAAGCUGAAGCUCUGCUCUACCAAAUACUACCACACUCGGUUGCCGAGCAGCUGAAACGAGGUGAGACGGUUCAGGCUGAAGCUUUUGACUCGGUCACCAUCUACUUCAGCGACAUCGUGGGAUUCACGUCCAUAUCAGCAGAGAGCACGCCCAUGGAGGUGGUGACGCUGCUGAACGACCUGUACACCUGUUUCGACGCCAUCAUCGACAACUUUGAUGUUUACAAGGUGGAGACCAUCGGUGACGCCUACAUGGUGGUUUCGGGGCUGCCAGUGAAGAACGGGAAGCUGCACGGCCGAGAGAUCGCUCGAAUGUCCCUCGCUCUGCUGGAAGCCGUCCGGACCUUCAAGAUCCGCCACCGACCCGAAGAGCAGCUGAAACUGAGGAUAGGAAUACACAGCGGCCCAGUGUGUGCAGGUGUGGUCGGUCUGAAGAUGCCACGUUACUGUCUGUUUGGUGACACAGUCAACACGUCGUCACGAAUGGAGUCGACUGGAGAAGCAUUGAAGAUCCACGUAUCAGCAGCGACUCGUGACGUGGUUCUGGAGUUUAACUGCUUCCAGCUGGAGCUGCGAGGAGAGAUCGACAUCAAAGGCAAAGGAAAGAUGACCACCUAUUGGCUACUGGGAGAGAGCGACAGCCAAUGAUGAAACACUGCGGACAGGAAGACGACGGAGGACAGAGGAGAGUAGAGGAUGGAUGGAGGUAAAGAAGUGAAAGAGAAAAGCAGAAUGACAGACGUUUAGGUGAGAAAGAAGAACUGGGAAAUAAAAGGAAGAUAAAAGUGAAUCUCCUCAGAAAUCUCAGGACUCGUCGCCUCCGCGUCGUUUCUUGUUCCUGGAUUUCACAUCACGGAUGAAGGAAAGUCGCUGCACGUGUACGCAAAACUGUAAAACUGUGCAAGA